Fopius arisanus is the source of this 1132-nucleotide messenger RNA. RefSeq names its product serine/threonine-protein phosphatase Pgam5, mitochondrial. The coding region runs from base 147 to 992 and encodes 281 amino acids. Gene Ontology annotation, cellular component: mitochondrion. Gene Ontology annotation, molecular function: protein serine/threonine phosphatase activity. The transcript is spliced from 5 exons. Gene Ontology annotation, biological process: positive regulation of mitochondrial fission; peptidyl-threonine dephosphorylation. The record is from RefSeq and is a predicted model, not a curated record. Lineage: Eukaryota; Metazoa; Arthropoda; Insecta; Hymenoptera; Braconidae.
UUUAGUCCAUCCUCUUUGUAUUGAACUGUGAUGGUCUGAUUUCUCCUGACCUUGAAUUGGUUAAUCAGCACAUUGAACUCCCCCCACACUCGAAGAAAUACACAUGGUCACGUGAUGCUGAAAAAUCACGAGUAGUUUCUUGGAAAAUGCCGACACUCUCUCGUUUCCAGAAAUGCACAAUAAUAGCAUUGGGCGCAGCAAGUGGUGCAGGAUUGUUCUAUUACGUGUACGGUAACAAAGUGAAAUCUGCUCACGUCACCAACUCCUGGACAACCGAUUUCACCCCCUCGGUCAAAUGGGAGAGCAACUGGGACAGGAGAGACCCCAAGAGUUUGGUAAAACCAAUCAAAGGGGGUAAAGAGAUUGAUGAGAAUAAAUAUAAUGAGCGGCUCGAGGCCCACAAGGCCAAAGCCGUCAGGCACCUGAUACUUAUUCGUCAUGGACAGUAUAAUUUGAAGGGAGAAAAUGAUGCUGAACGGUAUCUAACGGACCUAGGCAAACGUCAGGCGGAUUUUACUGGAAAGCGUUUAGCUGAGCUAGCCAUUCCAUUUUCCCUCGUUGUUCGAUCGACGAUGACGAGGGCUCAAGAGACUUCGAAAAUAAUUGAGAAAUCACUGCCAGGUAUUCCUGUCGAGGACGAUAGCUUCCUCGUCGAGGGUGCGCCAAUUCCCCCAGAGCCACCAAUUGGCAGCUGGAAAUCCGAGUGGCACUUCUUCCAAGAUGAACCCAGGAUAGAGGCAGCAUUCCGGAAGUACUUUCAUCGAGCAACUCCAAAACAAACGCAUGAUUCCCACACUUUACUCGUGUGCCAUGCAAAUGUUAUUCGCUACUUCGUAUGCAGGGCUCUGCAAUUUCCUGCUGAGGCCUGGUUGAGAUUCUCCCUGAAACACGCCAGCAUCACGUGGAUCAGCAUUCACCCCAGUGGUCGAGUCGUGCUUCGAUGCUUCGGGGAUUCCGGUCACAUACCCCCAGAAGCACUUACUACCAGUUAAAAAACAACUGGUUUUCCUAUCGUUUGUCGGGCAACAAACGUAAUCAGUCAAUUAUUUUUAUAAUCAGAGGCCCAGUGCCCAUGUAUUUCUUAUCAGUAUGGAGAAAUAAAAUCGUUUGAAGACUGUGCCAUUAAUAUAAA